Sinocyclocheilus anshuiensis is the source of this 4606-nucleotide messenger RNA. RefSeq names its product methylcytosine dioxygenase TET1-like. The record is from RefSeq and is a predicted model, not a curated record. Bases 524 to 4387 code for a protein of 1287 amino acids. Gene Ontology annotation, cellular component: nucleus. The transcript has 6 exons. Gene Ontology annotation, biological process: positive regulation of transcription by RNA polymerase II; chromosomal 5-methylcytosine DNA demethylation, oxidation pathway. Gene Ontology annotation, molecular function: DNA 5-methylcytosine dioxygenase activity; zinc ion binding; DNA binding. Lineage: Eukaryota; Metazoa; Chordata; Actinopteri; Cypriniformes; Cyprinidae.
UGAUAGAUAGACUGAUUUCUGCACAGAUUGACUAUCCUGAGAACAGAAAUCCAGUCCGGGUUUUCCCGCCGCCUCACGCCAACGUCCAUUAAACAUCCUGAAGUUGACUGGAGAGUGUAGGUCGAGUCUGGCAGAGGGCUGCCGUCAAUGGAUUGACAUAAGAAGGAUUUGCCUUUUAUCCGGUGCUUUGGUCUCUGUGGCAGCAUGUCAGUGUUACAGCUCAAAGAUACGCUGUGAAGACCAUAUUCAGGCGUGCCUAGGGAAGAUCCAUCGAGGAGAAAUGCUGAAGGAUCGGUCGUGUCGUACAGGCGGGGAGUAUUAUUAGCCCUCAGACAGUGCAUCUGUCUCUCCGGUAGCCAUACAUCCAUAUGUCAUCAGUGGAAAAAUGUCAGUGUGAUCUUACUUGAAACAGGGAGCAUUACAUGAAAGAUCUGAAAAGUACUGUUGCCCAGAGUCAUCUUUAUACUGUUUUCCAUGCCGGCUAUCCUGAACUCCUCCUCCCUCACCCUCACUGGCUUCAGCUAUGCCUCACACUCCCAAGAAGUCAUCUUGUGCAUCCAAAAAGCAAAAUGUUAGGAGGGUGAAAGCUUCCACAACUAGAAGGCAAACAGUCAACUUGCUCAAAGCGAAUGGCGAGAUCAGGAAGGCCAUAGACAAGAAACAGGCAGCCAAAGCGACCCAGAGGACUGUUGUCAGCAAGCCCAGUAAGAAGACAGUCAAGAAUGUCCUCAUUGUUAAAGGAUCCAGGCACACGCGUGGUUCUUUGAACCAAAAUGGCUUGUUGUCAAAACUUAAUGGGAAAGGGAAGUCACCUCGUAAUAGUGUCUCAUGUCCGAGGGAAGUUGAGUCCUACAGGAGAGUGGUUACAAAGAAAAAGGGAGGUCUGGAGAUCAGGGAACAGGAUACUGAUACUAAAAGGUCAGAAGUUCAUGAUCCUAAUGGUGAUGGACAACAAAAGGGUGCUGUAAUUCCCACUGAGGGACAGAGUGUUAACAUAAGCUCAGAGGAAACUGCGGAGGAUCACAGAGAAACUGUUGUUCACAACACUGACAAGGCAGAGGAAGAGACCGUAAAAGCAGGCACAGAAACUGUGCAAAACUCUGCUCCUACCGAGCAGCUGAAAACAGCGUUUGUUGAGCAGCAUGACCCUCACGGCCCCGUCAAUAAUGUGGACUUUGCCUACAACAAUAAUACCUCAGUCCCAACAACUCCUGCCCCUUCACAGUCAGAUAAGUAUGUUUCAGGACAGAUUGAAGAGGUUCAACACAUCGUUCCACACAUGAACUUUCCCGACAAUUAUUUUCAAACCACUCCAGAAAACUCUACAGAAGCAGGUGAGACUGUGGCCUCCGAAGUGUGUCAGUCCUCCAAUGAAUCACCAGCACUUGAAAAAAUUGCAAAUGCUCCCCAGAAGGAAAAUGAGUUUGAAAGCACUGUAGACGUGGACACCAAAGAUGAAAAUGGGGAUGAUGAAAUGUCGAUGAAGAAAGAGGGGGCGCUUUCUCUCCUCUCGCUGAGCAUGACCAUUUACAACAGCACUCUUUGUGAAAUGGGCCGUGGGCCUCAGGCGACGGCGUCGCUCUCCAGUAGCACAGAAAGCACCCAGUCCUCGUUUGACAGCGACUCGGAGUUGGUUCUGGAGCACGAGGCGUCAGGAAACCCUUCUCUCCAAGUUGAGGAUAUUCAGCUGCGUUUACUUCAAGUUCAAGAGAGGGGCAGGAAAAAGAGAAUUCACUGUGGUGUUUGCACACCUUGCCUGCGCAAGAUCAACUGCGGGGAAUGCAGGAGUUGCCUGAACCGAAAAACGGGCCAUCAGAUCUGUAAGCUCAGGAAGUGUGUUGAGCUGAGGAAGAAGCCCCUCAUGAUCUAUACGGGAGAGGCUGAGUCAGAGGCAAAUUCAGUAAAUGGCACAAGCUCAGAGCAGAUGGAGGAGACCUGUGCGGCACCAGAGGAAGAGGCGCAUUACGUAUCCUUAACACACAAUGUUCCACCUGAUGUUCCCACACCUCUCCAGCAUGGCUUGUUACCAGCACCUCCUGGAAAGGAGCCCAGGGCCACUGAUGUACUUCUCCCUCACAACAGUUCUCUAACCUCUCAUAAUGGUGCUGAAUACAUGAAACCAAACACUGAGAGGCAUGUGGAUCCCACUGAGCCACAUGCCACAUUCCAUAGAUCCACGUUUAAGAAAAGUUGUGAAUCCGAGUCCGUUCAAGAACAGAUGGUUCCUCUGAAGAAGAUAAAACUGGAGGAGCAAUGGGUUGAGAUUGAUGACCUGCACUCAAAGCGCUUAGAAACUAGCGGGUGCUACGAGGAUGCUUUAUCUACGCUUGCAGCUGUGGUCUGCUACUCCAGUAAGGACAGGAAAAGUCUAGAGGAGAGGCUUUUUGGGCCUCAGGCCUCAGACAUGUGUUUAAAAACUGAGCCGAAAGAAGAACCAUAUCAGUGUCAGUUAAAUCAAGGAGAAAGUCCAGAAGAACCUCCUCAGAAUGAUAACAUUGCACUAUCUUUACUCAGUGUCCAGUCUCUGGUCCAGCAUAGGAAUAUUAGCGUUGAUCAGGCUAUAGCUAUUGAGGCCUUGACCCAACUGGCAGCUACCCCACAAACAGUGCCCUUUGAAACAGAAAACCAGAGUCAGGACGCUCAACGAGAAACGUCUACAUGCUCCGCUUCAAGCAACCACAUAACUCUUCGAGAGGCUAAACCAGUUUCAGAUGUUUUCUCUAACAAGGUCUCGGUAAUCAGUUCAUCAUUGCAACAGACUUCUGUCAUCUGCAACCCUCUGAACAGGCCGACCUACUUCACCCAAAAUCAGCAUUGUGCAUCUACCUCCAGAAAACUUUCCCUGAAGGAUCUUCUGGUGGCCAGCUCAGAAUGUGAAAAGCUAUCGUAUACCACGGAGAACCGCAGAAAUGGCCAAGCACUUUGUAAAGCUGACAGGUUAGAAGGCACUUUCAAGAAGUAUAAGCAUGGAGAAGCGAUUCAAAUCUCGAGAAAGAGGGAUGAGGAGGAAGUUGCAGCUCAAUUGGUGCAGCUUGCGUUCAUGAUCGAAUCCAGGCAGAUGCAAGUCUCUGAAAACAAUCCACCGAAAUGCAUGCCGACUCAGACCAUGAAAUACAAUCAUAAUUGUUUGGGGCAGCACUUAAAAAAGCAAAGUAAACCCAAAAUGACGCCAUCAAAACCCAGGAUGUCCAAGAAGAAAGCUACUGAGAUCGAGGGCAACCAUUGUAGGAUUCCAUUGGCCAAGAAGACACCCAACAGGAAAACCCCACUCAAGGCCACCAUUCAGAAAGCCAUUUCACAACAAAAGAUGAGGUUCCAGCACAAGAGGAGUCCGUUUCUUCCACAAGCGCAGAUAGACCUGAAAAAGUACAUAGCGGAGGCUCAUCACGAGAACAGGCAGCUCUUAUACUACAGCAACUCUCUGAAGAAAGAGCACUUUGAAACGAUCUUAGGUUCUGGUAAGCAGAACGGCUUUCACUGUAAAUACGAGCAUGGAGCUCAAAGUCAUUCUUUACCACCACCAAACGGGCUCUUUCACAAUCAUACAAAUGACCAUCUAGGUGCUAGCCAGAGGCCAAGGCAUGAAUGUGAACAACAAAUGAUUUCUCAGGUAUCGAAAACCUACGAUGUGCUAAAUCAUGGUGCUAAACAACAACCUCGGCAAACCAUGGCCAGUGAACCCUGUAAAGACUCGCCGCAAAGCCCAGGGAUGUACCAUAAAGCCAACGGCUUUAAUGAUCAUCAAUACUUGCACACAAAUCAAAAUGGAUUUUACAAAGUGGAGAAGUCUGGAGGUGUUACAGUGUUGUCCACAUCCAAUGUAUAUUUGGAGAAUGGUGAUGUGGCAUACACUGGAGAACAGACUCCUACCAAGCACACGAUCAACAGCUUUUUUGAGUCUCCAAUGAGGUUCUUGAACACACCGACCAAGAAUCUCCUCAACCCCCCCUCUAAACAAACCACAGAGCUGCCCUACUGUGAUUGUGUGGAACAAAUAAUUGAGAAAGAGGAGGGUCCGUACUACACUCACCUUGGAUCUGGCCCGAAUGUAGCAGCCGUGAGAGAGAUGAUGGAGAACAGAUAUGGUGAGAAAGGCAACGCAGUCCGUGUGGAGGUUGUUGUGUAUACAGGCAAAGAGGGGCGGAGCUCACAGGGUUGCCCAAUCGCCAAGUGGAUCAUACGUCGAGGAAGUGAGGAAGAGAAGUUGUUGUGUCUUGUGCGGCAGCGUGCUGGUCACUGCUGUCAGAACGCAGUGGUAGUCAUUCUCAUCCUGGCCUGGGAGGGGAUCCCACGCAGUGUGGCUGACAGGCUGUACCAGGAGCUCACACAGACUCUCUGCAAAUAUGGCUCGCCCACUAGCCGCCGCUGUGCCCUCAAUGAGGAGUGAGUCACAAGUAACAUACGGACAGAGUGUGUGGGAAUGAUUCACGUACACACUCCCUCAAACAAAUACAAAAGAACAUUUGGAGGUUGUUCUUGAUGAAGUGUUUGUGAAGUGUUUUCUUUAAGCUUUUACACCAACUCCUUCACUCCAUCAUUUUAUAAGUGUACAUUCACUGCUGAAAAGACCAGGCUAGAUUAGUAGAAAGCAGGGUCAGAAAUUAUC